Messenger RNA from Choloepus didactylus (southern two-toed sloth), 1651 nucleotides. RefSeq names its product ribosome biogenesis regulator 1 homolog (gene RRS1). The transcript has a single exon. Gene Ontology annotation, biological process: ribosomal large subunit biogenesis; ribosome biogenesis; ribosomal large subunit export from nucleus. Gene Ontology annotation, cellular component: preribosome, large subunit precursor; nucleolus; nucleus. Gene Ontology annotation, molecular function: protein binding. The record is from RefSeq and is a predicted model, not a curated record. Lineage: Eukaryota; Metazoa; Chordata; Mammalia; Pilosa; Megalonychidae. The coding region runs from base 114 to 1211 and encodes 365 amino acids.
UCCGGAUCCAGUAUCUAAGCGUCUGCACGUGUCUUCGUUACCCGACUUAGAACCGGCGCUGUUGGAAAAGUAACCUGCACUGCAGUUCGGAGCAAGUUAGCGGAACAGGAGCCAUGGAGGGCCAGUCCGUGGAGGAGCUGCUGGCAAAGGCGGAACGGGACGAGGCAGAGAAGCUGCAGCGCAUCACGGUGCACAAAGAACUGGAGCUGGAGUUCGACCUGGGUAACCUGCUGGCCUCGGACCGGAACCCCCCAACGGGUCUGCGGCGCGCCGGACCCACGCUGGAGGCCGAACUACGGGCCCUGGCGCGAGACAACACGCAGCUGCUCAUCAACCAGCUCUGGCAACUGCCGACCGAGCGCGUGGAGGAGGCUGUGGUGGCACGGCUGCCCGAACCCACUACCCGCCUGCCGCGCGAGAAGCCGGUACCCCGGCCGCGGCCGCUUACUCGCUGGCAGCAGUUUGCGCGCCUCAAGGGCAUCCGUCCCAAAAAGAAGACCAGUCUGGUGUGGGACGAGGUGAGCGGCCAGUGGCGGCGCCGCUGGGGCUACCAGCGCGCCCGGGACGACACCAAGGAGUGGCUGAUCGAGGUGCCCGGCGGCGCCGACCCCUUGGAGGACCAGUUCGCCAAGCGAAUUCAGGCCAAAAAGGAACGGGUGGCCAAGAACGAGCUGAACCGGCUGCGUAACCUGGCCCGCGCGCACAAGACGCAGCUACCUAGCGCGGCCGGUUUGCAUCCUACUGGACAUCAGAGCAAGGAGGAGCUGGGCCGUGCCAUGCAGGUGGCCAAAGUUUCUACCGCCUCUGUGGGGCGCUUUCAAGAGCGCCUACCCAAGGAGAAGGCGCCCCGGGGCUCUGGCAAGAAGAGGAAGUUUCAGCCCCUCUUCGGGGACUUUGCAGCCGAGAAGAAGAACCAGUUAGAACUGCUGAGAGUCAUGAACAGCAAGAAGCCUCAGCUGGACGUGACGAGGGCUACCAAUAAGCAGAUGAGGGAGGAGGACCAGGAAGAAGCCGCCAAGAGGAGAAAAAUGAGCCAAAAGGGCAAGAGAAAAGGGGGCCGGCAGGGUCCUGGGGGCAAGAGGAAAGGGGGCCCGCACAGCCAGGGAGGGAAGAGGAAAGGGGGCUUGGGGGGCAGGAUGCAUUCCGGGCCGCCUGGCUUGGGUGGCAAGAAGAAAGGAGGGCAGCAUCAAGGAGGAAAGAGGAGGAAGUGAUAGGGGCACCCGCGGACUCGCUCUGUAAACCAAGAACCCUAUUAAAUUCAAGGUACUGCAAGGGAGGUGCUGAAGAAGGUGGCUGCUGCCUUCACCGAGCUUGUGAAGCUUGGACAGGUUUGCCCUCUCCUCAAGUUUGACUCCACAAAUUAGUGUUUUUCCCACAACGGAGACUUUGGCUGGAGAUUUAAGAAUCAGGGAAAGAACUUGAUCGAAACCAGUAAUGAAUUCUAUUUUUUGAACAGCCAUCUUUAACUUUGGAUAUGGGUGAGAGAGAGUUGUUCGUAUUUCAGGGACUUACAAUGGAUUGAUUUUCACAUUUCUGCAUUUUUAUAACAGACGUGUGUUUACCAAAGGUGGGGGUAGGAAGGAUUACAUUUUCACAACUGUACUUACAACUAACUAUUAUAAAGAGUAUUUAAUAAAAGCAUCUGUAUCCA